AUGUCAAUAAUUAAACUAUUGGCCUCACAAUGUUUAGCUUUUCGUGGAUCAACUGAACAUUUGUUUCAACCUAAUAACGGGAACUUCCUAAAGUUGGUAGAAUUGCUUUCUGAGUUUGAUCCAGUUAUGGAAGAACAUAUCAGGAGAGUUCAACGAGAGUCUGAUAAAGCUAGUGAUUCAACCGGAGAAGGUUUGGCAAAACUUAUUCUGACACAUUUGGAAAAAUUAGGUUUUGAGUUAAAGUGGCUUAGGGGACAAGGCUAUGACAACGGAGCCAAUAUGAAAGGAUUAAGAAAGGAACUUUACACUUUUUUUUCUGGUUCUACAAAGCGUUGGGAAGUGCUAAAAAAAUAUGUUUCUCAAUUAACUCUGAAACCAUUAAGUGCUACUAGGUGGGCAAGCAGAAUAGAUGCUUUAAAACCUUUACGAUUUCAACUUUGCGAAAUCUAUGAUGCAUUGAUUCUGAUAAUAGAAGACGUCAAUAGAGAUGCAGAAACUAAAGUUAAAGCGAGAGGGUUAGCAAAAAAUAUUAAAAAUUACAAGUUUAUAUGUGGAGUAAUUCUUUGGCAUGAUAUUUUGUUUGAAAUUAAUUCAGUUUCGAAGCUUUUGCAAUCUGUUACUAUAAAUAUAUCAGAUUGUGUAAGGAUGCUAUCAGAAACCAUAAAAAAAGUGAAAAGUUAUAGACAAUCUGGAUAUAUUCAGAUGAAAAUUGCUGCAAAGGAGAUAGCAGAGAAUCUCGAAUGCAGUACAGAAUUUCCUGAUGACACUGAAGUUAGACCCAGAAGGAAAAAGCGUCAAUUUGACUAUAAAAAAGCUGUCGAUGAACCCUUAACAGAGGAGAAAAAAUUUAAAAUAAACUUUUUCAACUAUAUUCUGGACAUUACCCUUAAUUCUCUGAAUGAACGAUUCACGCUUCUGGAAACCCAUAGCAAAAAAUUUCAGUUCUUAUAUGACAUUUUAAAACUCAAGGAUAUAGAUGACAAAACGCUAGAAAGUUAUUGUUCCAGUCUUGAGUUUAUACUUUCGGUUGAAAAUAAAACAGAUAUAAAUGCAAAUGACCUUAGAGAAGAAUUGCGUGAUGUAUCCAGAAUGCUACCAUAUUCUACGAAACCUUUGGAUGUUUUAAAUUAUUUAUGCCAAAAUAGCUUAAUUAGUUUGUAUCCAAAUACUGUUGUAGCUCUGAGAAUUUUAUUAACUCUCCCUGUAUCUGUAGCUAGUGGGGAAAGAAGUUUCUCCAAAUUAAAAUUAAUAAAAAACUACUUAAGAAGUUCAAUAGGACAAACAAAACUUAAAAAUCUGGCAUUAAUUUCUAUUGAAUCUGCAAUGGCUAGCACUCUAGACUACACAUCAGUAAUUAACGAAUUUGCUAAAGUUAAAGUUAGAAGAGUAAAGCUGUAA
Hydra vulgaris (swiftwater hydra) is the source of this 1398-nucleotide messenger RNA. The record is from RefSeq and is a predicted model, not a curated record. Lineage: Eukaryota; Metazoa; Cnidaria; Hydrozoa; Anthoathecata; Hydridae.